Messenger RNA from Fusarium coffeatum, 504 nucleotides. RefSeq lists its product as uncharacterized. The transcript has 3 exons. Bases 1 to 504 code for a protein of 167 amino acids. The record is from RefSeq and is a predicted model, not a curated record. Lineage: Eukaryota; Fungi; Ascomycota; Sordariomycetes; Hypocreales; Nectriaceae.
AUGGAGGCUAAUCCUACCAACGUUUGUCUCUCUGGAGAAAAUCCCCCCAAGAAUGACGGGGAUGGAACUCCUCUUCCCUAUUCACCCUCGCCCCCUCCGCCAGCACCCCCGCUGCCGAUUUGUGUGCAACGUGAACUCCCGAAGCUUUUCUCGGAUGAAACCAAGUCCUUUGAUGACAUGGUAAAGGAAGCUGAGGCCGACAUUUACUCGGUCCAGAAGAAAACGCGUGAUAUUCUCCUCGACAUUGCGGCUCCUAGAUCCUUCCGUGGCAUUCCCUAUCCGAAGCUGUUUGACGACGACUGGUUGUCGAAGUUAAUGGACUUUGUGAACACAGAUCAUCUGAAGCAGAUGAAGGAGAAGAUGCAGGAUCGUGCGUGCGAUCUCGGCCAGCAGGAGCCCAAGUUCAUGCCCCGAACCAGGAUCAUCAAGUUCCUCGAUCCUGCUACUUUUGCUUCCUCGCGCGAGGGUCGUCAGUUGGAGAUGAACGGAUGGGUCCGGGUCUAG